ACCCCCUCCCUCACUCCCUUCUUCGUCGCCGGCACCCCAAUCCAACACUUUACUUCCUCAUCCCCUCCUCUCCCACCUACACGCACAACAAAUCAAUCGCUUGCUGCUCCUGUUUGAGAUCGAGUUGGGUUCGUGCUUGUACUGUUUGAGAGUGAGGUUGAGAGAUGGCAGAGUGCAGAGGAGGGGACGGGUUGAUCAAGUUGUUUGGGAAGACGAUCCCCGUGCCGGAGCCCGUCGGCGCUCUCUCCAAGGAUCUUGGGCAUAGUGGCAGCAGCUCAACUGAAUCUGGGGUCCAAGAGAUCACCACAGACCCUUCACCUCAGCCGGAGGUUGUCGACGCCGAGGACCCCGCCGUGGACAAGGGCUCGCAGUUGCAGUCAGGCGAUGACGAGGCGGCCAGCGAGAAGGAGAAGCUGAAGAAGCCCGACAAAAUCCUGCCAUGCCCCAGGUGCAGCAGCAUGGACACCAAGUUCUGCUACUUCAACAACUACAACAUCAACCAGCCGCGCCACUUCUGCAAGAAGUGCCAGCGGUACUGGACUGCCGGUGGUGCUAUGCGGAACGUGCCGGUGGGGGCCGGCCGGCGCAAGAACAAGAACGUCCUCGCAGCCUCCAACUUCCUCCAGAGGGUCCGGGCCGCUCUUCCUGUCGACACGUUCUGCAGCAGCCCAUGCCCACCGGUUAAGACUAACGGCACGGUGCUCAGCUUCGGCCAUGACGCCUCCUCCACUUUGGACCUCGCAGAGCACCUAAAGGACAACCGCAUACCGAUUGCACGGUCCAGGAAUGCCAGAGACAACCCAUCAAUGGGUUCCUGCAGUGAGGUAGUAUCAAGCAACAGAAACGACAAGGACCAGAGGAAUGAUAUCACUGUAGAGAAAUCUGCAAACGGAGUGCAGCAGCAGCAUCCGGCUGGCAUGAACGGGGGAACCAUGUGGCCAUACGGUUGCACGCCAUCUCCAGCGGCGUAUUACACCUCAGGUAUAGCGAUCCCGAUAUACCCGGGUGCGCCUGGCCCUGGCUAUUGGGGCUGCAUGGUUCCUGGAGCCUGGAGCCUGCCCUGGCCAGUACAGUGCCAGCCACAGGCCCUCUCAUCACCCACCAGUGCUCCUUCAGUCUCCUCUGCACCAAGCCCCCUCACACUAGGCAAACACCCAAGAGAUCAAGCUGACGAGGGCAACAGAGGCCAUGGAAAUGGUAAUGGUAAGGUGUGGGUGCCAAAGACAAUUCGGAUCGACAACGCUGAUGAGGUGGCCAGGAGCUCAAUCCGGUCACUCUUUGGCAUCAAAGGCGAUGACAGAGACGAGCAGAUCAGUGGCACCAGCGGGCACAAGCUCGCGACAUCAGUAUUCGAGCCAAAGCAGCAUGAGGCAAAGAUGGCGAAACAUGCAGAAGCUAUCACGAGCUUGCCACUCUUGCACCAUGCAAACCCGGUCGCGCUCACACGCUCGGUGAUCUUCCAUGAAGGAUCUUGAGAGUCAUCUAUGCAGAUGUCUUUUCUUCUCAUGUCUGCCGCCUUCUGUUAUAAACAUGAACUUAGCCUAACAAUACUGAUUUUUUUUUAUGCAUCGAAGGAUUGUAAAGUGGGUAUUGGGAGCAAAAUGGAGUGUAUAACAUAUAGGCUUGUGGACUUGUAAUAGGUAGCAUGUAAAUAGAAAUGGCUGUUUAUGUUGGAGAUAGACCAGGAGAUAAGGUCCCUGGUCCUGUGUAGAUCAAUGACAUAAAAUAGAUGGAACUCGAAUAUUCGGCUUGAGGUGUUUUGUGCAUCAGCA
Messenger RNA from Brachypodium distachyon (stiff brome), 1772 nucleotides. RefSeq names its product cyclic dof factor 1. Bases 165 to 1475 code for a protein of 436 amino acids. The transcript is spliced from 2 exons. The record is from RefSeq and is a predicted model, not a curated record. Gene Ontology annotation, molecular function: DNA-binding transcription factor activity; DNA binding. Gene Ontology annotation, biological process: regulation of DNA-templated transcription. Lineage: Eukaryota; Viridiplantae; Streptophyta; Magnoliopsida; Poales; Poaceae.